AUGGCAUCUUUGCUGCUUGUAGCCAAGAACCAACAGCACUCUGGUUUAUACAAAGUACCGCCUGCCCUUGCCAAGUGCGUCGCAUACGUCCACUCUCGCGGCGUUGUCUGGGGAGACCUCUCCACUAGGAAUGUUCUUGUCUUCGAUGACGAUAGCCUCAAGAUUUGCGACUUUGCCAGUUCGGCUCUCGAAAAUGUCUAUCCCCAUUUUGGCAUUCACACAUACGAACCGGGAUAUUGCCUUGAUCUACCAGAGGACCAAGUGCGUGCAUUGUCCAUGAUGCAGCGGGAGCUGUACGCACUCGGAUCAGCGGUCUUUGAAGUCACUGCGUGGAAAUUUCCGUACGCGGAUACCAGCGGUGAAAUUUGA
Messenger RNA from Colletotrichum higginsianum IMI 349063, 369 nucleotides. Its product is annotated as Cyclin-dependent kinase 4. The transcript is spliced from 2 exons. NCBI's taxonomy places the organism in Eukaryota, Fungi, Ascomycota, Sordariomycetes, Glomerellales, Glomerellaceae. Gene Ontology annotation, molecular function: ATP binding; protein kinase activity. The record is from RefSeq and is a predicted model, not a curated record. Gene Ontology annotation, biological process: protein phosphorylation. Bases 1 to 369 code for a protein of 122 amino acids.